This is a messenger RNA of Polyodon spathula (Mississippi paddlefish), 1731 nucleotides long. Its product is annotated as 4-galactosyl-N-acetylglucosaminide 3-alpha-L-fucosyltransferase 9-like. The record is from RefSeq and is a predicted model, not a curated record. The transcript has 3 exons. Gene Ontology annotation, molecular function: alpha-(1->3)-fucosyltransferase activity. Lineage: Eukaryota; Metazoa; Chordata; Actinopteri; Acipenseriformes; Polyodontidae. Gene Ontology annotation, cellular component: membrane. The coding region runs from base 506 to 1588 and encodes 360 amino acids.
GCUUUUGGGCUUGGGACCAGCUGUUUCUGCUCUAGCCAUAUCUGCAGCAACACAAUAUCACAACCAGAGAAAACAAACCGCAGAACAUGAACGGGUUUUGCAUGCUCGCCACUCUGCCUUUUCUUGAAAUUAUUUCUCAAAAGCGCCGAACUCUGGAUCUAUUUCGAUAGAUGUCAAUUCUACACAAGGACGGAAGGAGCAUGCUCCAGUCUGCAUCCUUGAAGCAGUCUGAAAAGAUCCAGCAGUGAAAAGUCAAGACAUUCUGAGCAGACUUCUAAUCAGUUUGGACAACAUUUGGUCUAUCCAGAGAACUUUUUUUUCUGCCUUACAUUAUUUAACCAAUUAUUAUGGUUCACUUGUAAAUUGAAUCACACACUCACAAAGAGAGGCAUACAGUUCUAUUUUGACAGAGUAACUCGUGCCCUGAUUGAUUUCUUCUUCAGCACUUCUCCACAACUUUAUUAGCUCUCGAGAUUCAAAAAAGGUUCAAGGGAGUUCACGACAAAUGAUGACAUCUUCACCCGGCAAAGGAAUUUUACGUCCUGUGCUCUAUGCUGUCAUCUUCCUGGGUUGCUUUGUGACUUUAAUAAUACUUUAUGCCAAUCCAUCCAACAGCUGGAUCUCCGGUCCCAUGGAGUCAGCAACCUCUGUGUUCAAGAUAAAAAAACUGUUCUCAUCAAAAAAUGAGGCAUUGGAAAAUCAAACUAUUGUGCUCAUUUGGCUCUGGCCCUUUGGACAGACCUUUGAGUUGAAUUCCUGCAGCUCUCUAUUUAACAUCCAAGGUUGUCUCUUAACAGUGGAUAGGAGCCUAUAUAGUAAAUCUCAUGCAAUCCUUAUCCACCACAGAGACAUCACCUCAGACACCUCCAAUGUACCACAAACCGUUCGACCCCCAUUCCAGAAGUGGGUAUGGAUGAACCUCGAAUCGCCAACCCACACUUCACAAACAUCUGGACUCGAGCACCUGUUCAACCUGACUUUAACUUACAGACGGGACGCUGAUAUUCAAGUGCCUUAUGGAUCCCUGAUUGGAAACCAGGAGCCUAUGGAGUUUGUAUUACCCAUAAAAAACAAAAUGGCCUGUUGGGUUGUGAGCAACUGGAACCCUGACCAUGCUAGAGUGAAGUACUACAAUGAGCUGGACAAGCACAUCGAAAUCCACACCUAUGGCAAAGCCUUUGGUGAGUACUUGGAUGACUUGAUUUCCACAGUGUCCACUUGUAAAUUUUAUCUGUCCUUUGAGAAUUCCAUCCACAAGGACUACAUCACAGAGAAGCUGUAUAAUGCUCUGCAGGCGGGGUCUGUACCAAUCGUCCUGGGGCCCUCAAGAGAGAACUAUGAGAAUUAUAUCCCUGGUGAUGCCUUUAUUCACGUGGAUGAUUUCCUUUCACCAAGAGAGCUGGCGGAUUACCUUAUAGCCCUGGAUAAAAAUGAGGAUAUGUACCUCCAGUACUUCAGCUGGCGGAAACACUUUUCAGUGAAGAUGGCAAGGUUUUGGGAGGAACACGCUUGUCUCACCUGUGAUCAUAUUAGAAGACAUAAGGAGUACAAGUCGCUUCCUAAUCUUAAAACAUGGUUUUGGGAAUAAAACCAUGCAUUACAGAGCCCUAUUCACAAAGAUUUAACUCAUGAAUGCUUUGAUGAUAUAAUGAUUGUUUGAUGCAAGUGACAUUUUUCCCGUAUGUUUGUUGCUGUCUUUAACAACUCAUACUCAGAUUUUAUUUAAUUCAU